Penicillium verhagenii is the source of this 1428-nucleotide messenger RNA. RefSeq lists its product as uncharacterized. The record is from RefSeq and is a predicted model, not a curated record. Lineage: Eukaryota; Fungi; Ascomycota; Eurotiomycetes; Eurotiales; Aspergillaceae. The transcript has 2 exons. Gene Ontology annotation, molecular function: ATP binding; cyclin-dependent protein serine/threonine kinase activity. Bases 1 to 1428 code for a protein of 475 amino acids. Gene Ontology annotation, biological process: regulation of mitotic cell cycle; protein phosphorylation. Gene Ontology annotation, cellular component: nucleus.
AUGUCUGCCUCCAAAUCACGAUGGGCGGACGAAGACCCCGAAACUGAAGCCAUAGUUGCGCAACAAAAACGCGAGAAAGAAGCGAAACGACGCGCCAAAGCCGAGAAACAGCGCCAGCAGGAGGAAACCCUCAAGGCCCGGGCUUCGACACAGACAGGCAACAGCGCACAAUCACCCAAUGGAGAAGCAGGCCCUCCAACUAAGAGAAGGAGGUUAUCAAAUGAACACAAUGCGACCCCUGCCGAUGCCGACGCGCCCGGGAGCGCAGAACAGAAGAAACAGACCAGCUUGCUGCGGUUUCCGGUACGGGGAUGGGGGACCUGCAGACAUGUGGACAAUUUCGAGCGGUUGAAUCAUAUCGAGGAGGGCUCUUAUGGUUGGGUGUCGAGAGCGAAGGAUAUCAACACGGGCGAGGUGGUCGCGUUGAAGAAAUUGAAGAUCCAGGACUCGCCGGACGGGUUCCCUGUGACGGGCUUGCGGGAAAUUCAGACACUGCUCGAAGCGCGACAUCAGAAUGUGGUCUUUUUAAGAGAGGUGGUUAUGGGCAACAAUAUGGACGAUGUUUACCUGGUUAUGGAUUUCCUUGAACACGACCUCAAGACCCUCCUCGAUGAAAUGCGCGAGCCAUUUCUCCCCUCAGAAAUCAAAACGCUCCUUAUACAGGUGGUGGGUGGUCUGGAAUUCCUUCACGACUCAUGGAUCAUGCACCGCGACCUCAAGACAUCAAACCUCCUCAUGAACAACCGCGGCGAGAUCAAAAUUGCUGAUUUCGGCAUGGCACGCUACUUUGGCGACCCACCGCCAAAGCUGACCCAGCUCGUCGUGACACUAUGGUAUCGAUCCCCCGAAUUGCUCCUCGGCGCAGACAAAUACGGCACAGAGGUAGACAUGUGGAGCAUUGGAUGCAUUUUCGGCGAACUCCUGCUUAAAGAGCCCCUUCUGCAAGGCAAGAACGAAGUGGAUCAGGUAUCGAAGAUCUUUGAAUUGACAGGACCUCCAAAUUCGCAAAUCUGGCCUGGAUUCCGCUCCUUACCCAAUGCUAAAUCGUUACGCCUGCCGCCAUCUUCGUCGAUAUCAGGCUCGUCCGGGAAAACACCUUUGCUGCCUCGCUCGCGAUUCCCGUACCUCACCAAUGCAGGCUUGAGUCUGCUUUCGGAAUUGCUGGCACUCAAUCCCGCUGCGCGUCCGACGGCUCGGCAGUGCCUUGCUCAUCCAUAUUUCAAGGAAGACCCUCGCCCGAAGCCGAAGGAGAUGUUCCCGACCUUCCCUUCUAAGGCUGGAAUGGAGAAGCGGAGGCGCCAUCAUACACCCGAGGCUCCUAAGCAUGGCCAGGCAGCACCUGAAUUGGAUUUUGCUGGGGUGUUUGGAGGAGCUCCGGGAGGCGAUACAGGGGAGGCGGGUGCUGGGUUUACACUCCGUUUAGGUUAA